Molecule: messenger RNA, 1890 nt
Organism: Notothenia coriiceps (black rockcod)
Lineage: Eukaryota; Metazoa; Chordata; Actinopteri; Perciformes; Nototheniidae
Gene: bmp15
Product: bone morphogenetic protein 15
Exons: 1
Coding region: 1-1002 (333 amino acids)
Cellular component (GO): extracellular region
Molecular function (GO): cytokine activity; growth factor activity
Source: RefSeq, a predicted model, not a curated record
AUGUCCUCAUAUGUUGUUUCGUUCUCUCCUUCAGAUUACCACUACAGAUUCACAGUCCAGUACAACCUCGACACUCUUCCCUCGGAGCAGCUGAUCAGAGCCUCGUUCAUCCACCUCCGCUCUUCCUCUCCCUCCUCUCCCUCCUCCUCCUCUUCCUCCUCCACUCCCCGGGCCUCUGAGCCUCUGCGCUGCAGGGCUCAGAUCACCUCGCUGGGCAAAGAGAGCGUUGUGACCCUGGAGCCCCACGAAAGAUGGUCUGAAACCGACAUCACCGCUCACCUGCAGCAGAGGAAACAAAAUGGCACCGGGGGUCACCUCACCCUCACCGCCCGGUACUGGUGCACCGAGCCUUGGAAGGAAGACGGCAGGUACUCGUCGUGGUGGCUGAGUCUUCGAGGGGGGAAAAGAUGGCGAGGAGCGCUUCAGCUGGAUGUCCCGGCUCUUCUUUUGUACCUGGAGCAGGAGCGGGAUGUGAGGGAUUACCUGUUUGAGGCAAAAGGUGAAGAAGUCAUGAAGCGACUGCAUCACUCUCAUCCUUCUUUCAUCCGCCAACGACGAUCCAAAGAACUCCCGUCUUCAGACACGUCAGUGGAUGUCCUGAAGAACUCCCAAACGUCCUCCUCGUCUUUCUCCAACGCCCCUUCGUCCUCCGCCGACUUCCCCAACGAGAAACGUAAAACCAGCAUGCCGAAGAACCACUGCAAGCUGCACUCGUUCCGCCUGUCCUUCGAUGAGCUCGGUUGGAGGAACUAUAUCGCGCCGCCGGUGUACAACCCGCGUUUCUGCCAGGGAAACUGCCCAAGGUUACUGACGUACGGCUUCCAGUCCCCGAGACACGCCAUCAUCCAGACCAUCAUCAACGACCAGGGCGUGGGGGAUUUACCGCCUUUAUCCUGCGUGCCUUUUAAGUACAUGCCCAUUAGCGUGUUGGUGGUGGAGAAGAAGAUUGUGGAGUACAAGGAGCUGGAGGACAUGGUGGCCGAGUCGUGCACAUGUCGCUGAACACUCGCACUGAAAGACUACAAGAAGGGAGGGCAGAUUUGGCGGGUCAGUCUUUGAUCUACUAACCAUAAUGAGCUCGAGACUGAAGCAGGAAGUCGUUGUGGUUUCAGAUCUUCCCCGUCCCUGUGAAAGCACUUUAAAAAGAAGAAGAAGAAGAAGUAGCCGCGAGAGGAUUUACUGGUGUUCCUUUUGUUCUGAAGAGCACUGGGAAGAGUUGUGAAUGUGCUGUUUGCAAUAUUUAUAAUGUCACUUAUGUAUUUUUCCUAGGGAGCUGGUGAAUGUGGAAGCAUUUUAAGCUACUUGAGUGUAAUUUAACAUGCUAAACCUAACUUCCAGGGUAAUCUGAUACAAUUGAUUAAACAUCAGGGAUACCUAUUUUAAGAAAAAUGAUCCAUCUUCAAUGUCUAACCUCAAACCACGUAAUCAGCCAUGUAAUGAUUUUGUUUUUCUUGUGACUGUUUAUAUAUUCGUCUGUUGUUCUUCUGUAUCGUUCUUUUACAAAACCUGAUCUGUGUUUCUUCUUCAGAGCCAGAUUCUCCCAAAAAAAUAGUGUAAAAAACAUUUCUGGAUAUAAUGUGAUGGCAAUGAUUGAGGCCGCUGAGUUUAUACGCUAUAAAAAAGUAUUUUAAAGGACAAAGUUACCGUUAAGGCCUUGCGACGUCGCACUUUUGCUGUUUACAGUCAGAACUUUUCCAUUUUGUAUGUAUUUAUAAACUUAAAAAAAGGCUGUUAUUGGCUGAACUGCCUUAGAAAAAAAAAAACAUAAAAUUAAGGAUUAAGAAAAUAUAACUGUUGAAUGUUAAGAACGAUGAACGGUAAUGUUGGAGUGGAAAGGAAUGCAAUUUUUAUUACCAGUGAAUAUGAAUUAUGAAAUAAAAUGCAUGUUUU